Messenger RNA from Mytilus trossulus (common blue mussel), 476 nucleotides. RefSeq lists its product as uncharacterized. NCBI's taxonomy places the organism in Eukaryota, Metazoa, Mollusca, Bivalvia, Mytilida, Mytilidae. The record is from RefSeq and is a predicted model, not a curated record. The transcript is spliced from 2 exons. Bases 49 to 435 code for a protein of 128 amino acids.
UAUAUUACGUUAUAGCAUAUGUUUUUCAUUUGUAAGCAUCAGUGAAGAAUGACUAUGUUAAUAGUGAGGUUUAUAGUACUGUUGAGUGUGUUUGUUGGUAUUUCAUAUGGAUGGGGUGACCAGAAUAAGUACGACACAUCAGCACAGGCCAAGUGUACUGAGGUGACACGAGGACCAACUAGGGACUGCAGAUGGCCCGCGGGCCUAAACAUGCAAGUGGAUCAAAUAGCAGCUGGGGGGAAGAUCGCUGCAUACAAAAUUCGAUGGUUUAACGGUAGUUGGAGUGGUUGGGUUGUCCCUGGGUACAACGACAUGGACUGGAAAAUCAACGUUGGCAUCAUGAGUUGUUCAAUGCCGUACAAAGCCAACAGUCUAAGACGAGUGUGGUCUUACUUCUACGACCACACCCACAAAUACAUUGUGUGCAAAGCUUAGAAAUGAUUGACAGAAACAAUAUUAAAAGCAUUAUCUAAUGA